CAAAUUUUCCCUUUUACAGAUAAUACCCUCAGCAUAAUGGCAAAGCAUAGUGGAUUCAGCCGUCAGAAGCAAGAAGUAUAUCUACUGCCAAUCAUAAUCAGUGAUAGUGGGAAUCCUCCCAUGAGCAGCACUAGCACCCUCACUAUUCGAGUCUGUGGUUGCAGCAGUGAUGGUAUUGUCCAGUCCUGUAAUGUUGAAGCAUACGUACUUCCCAUUGGACUAAGUAUGGGAGCCCUAAUUGCAAUAUUAGCAUGCAUCAUUCUGCUGCUAGUCAUUGUAGUGCUGUUUGUAACACUAAGAAGACAUAAGAAUGAGCCUCUAAUCAUUAAAGAUGAUGAAGAUGUGAGGGAAAAUAUUAUUCGGUAUGAUGAUGAAGGAGGUGGAGAAGAAGAUACAGAGGCUUUUGACAUUGCGACUUUGCAAAAUCCGGAUGGAAUUAAUGGAUUUUUGCCUCGUAAGGAUAUUAAACCUGAUCUUCAGUUUAUGCCCAGGCAGGGUCUUGCACCUGUUCCUAAUGGUGUUGAUGUGGAUGAAUUUAUUAAUGUAAGGCUUCAUGAAGCCGAUAAUGAUCCCACAGCUCCACCAUAUGACUCUAUCCAGAUUUAUGGCUAUGAAGGAAGAGGGUCAGCGGCUGGUUCCCUUAGCUCAUUGGAGUCCUCUACAUCAGACUCAGAUCAGAAUUUUGACUACCUCAGUGAAUGGGGUCCUCGCUUUAAAAGACUUGGAGAACUUUACUCAGUUGGAGAAAGUGACAAAGAAACUUGACAGGGGAUAACAAACUUUUUCACUGUUGACUUAAUGAUCAUGUAAUAUUCUAGGGCCACUGCUGUUAGUUAAAACUAAUGUGGCUUUUUGUUUUAGAGGCAAGUUUAGCGCCAAUCAUCUAUAAAAUCAAUUACAUUGUAAUGUUGAACCAAAAAAAAAAAAAAAGUAUAUGUUAGGAGGUUAAGUCUUGUGGAGUGUGAAGUAAAGUAUGUGGAGUGUCUAUAAGUCUUUGGAUAUUUGAUAUUCACUUGACCACUCUAAAUAUGGGGAUUUUGAUCUUUGAUUAUCUUCAGUGAAUUGAAAAGAACAAAAAGCAAUCGGUGCUUUCUUAGAAAAUGGACUUGCAGGGAUUUUGCUGUUGAACAGUAGCUCCUGCCAGUAUGUGUAAAGCUAAUGGUUUGUUUCUGCAUUGCCAACAAAGAUCCCACCACAGAAAUGUUACAAGCAAUAUCUUGGUUUUCAAAGCAAUGCUGAAUAGAAAUAGCAUUGUAAAUUCCUACUGGCUUCUACUGUGCAGUGACCAUACAUUGUACAUACAGUAUCAUUGGCCAUGUAACCAUAGACUGAAUAUCAUCUUUAAAUAUUGUGUCAAGCCUUAAAAUAUUCACAUGUUCUUAAUCCAUUCCAGUGAUGGAUAAUAAAUCCUACUAAUGUGCAGAGAUUCAGAGGCAGGGCUACAAAACCUUGCUGUAAAAAGGGAUCUUUUUAUAGAAGAAGGUUCAAUUCUGUGUUUCGUCUUCUGAAAGUAAACAAAAAAAAACAAAAAAACAACUGUUAAAGGGGAUGUACUUAUAUGAAAGAAUUGCUGAUUUUAUUGCUAAAGAUUGAAUUUAUUUGUUUAAUCUUUGAAAUAAAUAUUUUAUUGAUGUCCAUUGCUGCUUUUAUUUAUUAAGCCUGGUAAUCUAUAGAGUAAGAUUAUGAAGAAAACUAAAUUAUAUCUGUUAGAUCUUUUUCUAUAUAUAAUGAAUGUUUAAUACAUGUACAUUUUGAAAAGAAAAAUGACAAAUGGUUGCCAGAUAAAGCAGUUACCUAUCCAUUUGCAGUAGCCGAAUUUUAAGAGAAUGCUAGCAGAAAUAAAACUUUCCCAGAGAAAACUUUUGGCAGUUUUAUAUCUUCAUCGUAAAUCUAGUUCCUGGUGUUUUUAAUACAAGCACAAACAGCUGGAAGUAAACUGGUUCAUGUGAAUAUUUAAACUAUAGACUUUUAGAAAUCCACACAUAACACAGUACAGUAAAAAACAUGCUUAUAGUUCUCCACUGUAUUAGAGCAGGAACCAGUGUGUACAUAAUUUUACUGCUUAUGUUAUUAGCAUUUCUUUUCUAUAAUAUUCAUAGUGAUGCACCAGGGCUCUUGCACACAGAGAAAGAACACUAGAAGCUGCAAGCAUACUCAAUUUGUAAUGCAAACUUGCCAUUUAGAAGUAGCAAUUGUAUAAUAAAACUACGUAUUACAUGCAAAUCAUUUUAAUUUUCUACUUUGUUUUGAAGCUAUAUUAUUGUUUGUUUAUUUACUCCAUGUAUUGUAUCCAGAGAAACUCCUGUAUUGUUUCCUACUUUGUGAAAUAUAUUUUUAUAAAUA
This is a messenger RNA of Nestor notabilis (Kea), 2343 nucleotides long. Its product is annotated as cadherin-8. Lineage: Eukaryota; Metazoa; Chordata; Aves; Psittaciformes; Psittacidae. The coding region runs from base 37 to 765 and encodes 242 amino acids. Gene Ontology annotation, cellular component: axon terminus; synaptic cleft; adherens junction. Gene Ontology annotation, molecular function: cadherin binding; calcium ion binding. The record is from RefSeq and is a predicted model, not a curated record. The transcript is spliced from 2 exons. Gene Ontology annotation, biological process: calcium-dependent cell-cell adhesion; multicellular organism development; cell morphogenesis.